Aspergillus alliaceus is the source of this 1963-nucleotide messenger RNA. RefSeq lists its product as uncharacterized. The record is from RefSeq and is a predicted model, not a curated record. Gene Ontology annotation, biological process: secondary metabolite biosynthetic process. Gene Ontology annotation, molecular function: FAD binding. NCBI's taxonomy places the organism in Eukaryota, Fungi, Ascomycota, Eurotiomycetes, Eurotiales, Aspergillaceae. The transcript has 2 exons. The coding region runs from base 439 to 1737 and encodes 432 amino acids.
UAACAGACCGUCCGUUCAGGGAUGCACGGCUAGAAAUGCUUCCAGCCUUGUCGAAGGGACCCGAAUCUCACCUCCUCAUGUCGUCGGGAGUAGUGCUUCGAUUCGUUGCCUAGAGAAUAUGGACCUGAGAGGAGGGAGCGAACCUUCUACCGUAAUGGUAAGAUGCGGACACCCCUAGGAGGAAACGAGCAGCCCCUCUCGGAUAUCACUGGACAUGGGAGCGAACCUGUUUGUUACGAGUACCCUUCUACGCACGGUGCACGGAUGGAGGACGGUGGAAGGGAGGAUGGGAGAAAGCACUGGCUACGUAAAUCGAAUACGAGUCUGAGACGUUCCUGAGAGUGAAGCACAGUGUCGUGCGUAGUCCCUAUAAUAGAGUCCAAGUCACACUUAUGGUGCUACCGGGCCUCUAGGACCUAAGCGCAACCUCUCGCAACAAUGCCCUCCUCCAGUCGACUAUCAAUCGCCAUCGUCGGGGGCGGCAUCGGGGGACUCUGUCUGGCCAUCGGCCUUCUUCGGAACAAGAACCUCGACGUCGCCAUCUACGAAGCAGCACCCAGAUUCGCCGAAGUCGGUGCUGGGGUUGCCCUGGGCCCAAACGCCCAACGUGCGCUAGCCCUCAUUUCUCCCGCCACCAAGCAGGCAUUCCUCCUCCACGCCACGGCCAGCCUCUCUUCAGAAUUUCAACAUGUCUGGUUUGACUUUCGGAACGGUAAAGCCGGCGAAAAGGAUGGCGAAAUCCUCAGCAAAGUCAAAAAUGAGACGGGUCAACAAACAGUCCACAGAGCCAAGUUUCUGGACGAGCUAGUCAAGCUCAUUCCGGAGGGAAUCGCCCACUUCGGCAAGCGGCUCGUUCAGAUCCAGAAGCACCCUGCUUCCGGGGCUGGGUUGUACGAACUUGUCUUUGCGGAUGGGACGGCUGCCACUGCAGACUGCAUCAUCGGGGCGGAUGGAGUUCACAGUUCGGUGCGGCAGCAUCUGCUUGGGGAAUCUCACCCGGCUGCCACGGCCGUGUUUACCGGGACCAUCGUUUACCGCGGCCUGGUUCCGAUAGAUGUUGCCCGUGACGCCAUCGGUGAAUUUGCUGAAAACUCAUAUAUGUGGUGUGGAGAGGGAGGCAUGGUCAUGACCUACCCCAUUGAUGACGGUGAGACCAUGAACGUGGUUGCGACUCGAAAUAGGAAGAGUAACUGGGAUGGGGCUCCAUACACCAAGCCCGUGGAUGAGGAGACGGUGCGAAACGAUUUUGUAGGCUGGGGAGGGAUUCCGGGCAAAGUCAUCGAGCUCCUGCAACAGCCAACGAUGUGGGCGAUCCUAGACCAUUACCCAGCUCCCUAUUACCAUUCCGGGAAUGUCGCGAUGAUGGGUGACGCCGCCCAUGCAACCAGUCCUUUCCAGGGUGCUGGUGCAGGGCAGGCAAUCGAAGAUGCCUUGGUCUUGUCAACCCUCUUUCAGCAGGUGACCAAUCGGGGACAGAUCAACCCAGCAUUGGCCGCGUACGACAGCGUGAGACGACAGCGGUCCCAGAAAGUUGUUGCCACCAGUCGCGAUGCGUUAAAGCUGUUCUGCUUCGACGAUGGCUAUGUGAACGGAGACGCGGAGCGCUGGAAGGAAACAUGGGAAGGCCGGAUGAACUGGCUAUGGGAAAUUGAUUUGCUGAAGCAGAACGAGGAUGCACUCAAUGCUUUUGCAAACAUCAUUGAGAAACAGCCUUCUGCUCUGAGGGGGAUGCUCUAAAUGCUAGUGGAAUUUAUGCAGAUCCUACAGAUGUCGAAGGAAGCAGAGACUUAUACGUCAAAGUUUAGUUUGGAAUGUCAGUUGUUCUCAUCCUCCUGCUAUAUCAGGCUUGGAUGUACAUUAUUUCCCAGUGUCCACAAAACAGACAAAGUGAUCUUCAUAGAGCAUUUUCUUGUUUUCUUUUUUCCUUUUUCUCCUUUGCCUGGUUUAUCGCAGCGGUCAAAUG